Castor canadensis (American beaver) is the source of this 3191-nucleotide messenger RNA. The record is from RefSeq and is a predicted model, not a curated record. Lineage: Eukaryota; Metazoa; Chordata; Mammalia; Rodentia; Castoridae.
ACCCGGCGGUCGCUGUUUACCUCGUUCGCCCCGCCCCCAGCGGCUGCGGCUGCAGGAGCGCGCGGCGCGAUUGGACGAGCCGCCUGUCAGUCUCCAGGGACUUUCCCAGGGGUGGGGCUGCCUGGUCCCCCUCACUUCCUUGUCUUCGGCGGCGUCCCCUCCUCCUGCCCCGGUCCGAGAACCGGAGGAGUGCCGUGGGGACGCAGUCUGGACACUGCCCCGUUCCUGGACUCAGGACUGGAUGCGGUGAUUGGGACGCUGUCCCCUACAAGCCCUCGUCCUCAAACCAGCUUGAAGUGAUCUGUUCUGUUCUGUGUUAUGAAGACUGCUUUUUGGAGCCUUGGCAGACCAGAGCUUCUCCAGAAAAGAUACCCCACGGCCUGGCCAGCCCUGAUGGACUGCUGUUGUCCUUACAGCCAGGGGAACUUCUGGAGGAGUCUCAGAUGGAAGCUUCCAGGCUGCGGCAGAAGGCAGAGGAACUGGUUAAAGACAGCGAGCCACACCCACCAGCUGCCCCCUCCUCAGGCUCCUUCGACCACCUGGACGAGCUCACAGGGAAGGAUACAAAUGUCCCGGCACCUCCCAUUGCCCAUUCGUGCUCCAGCGACAAGCCAGCUCCAGUCCUGAAACCGCCAUCCAGUGGCACCUCCUCUGAAUUUGAAGUGGUCCCGGCUGAGGAGCAGAAUUCUCCACCAGAGGGCAGCGGCCACACCAGAAACAUGAUGGAGCUGGGCCCCCUCCCCCAUGAGGACAGCAACCUGAUGCUCCACCUGCAGCGCCUGGAGACCACCCUGAGUGUGUGCGCUGAGGAGCCCGACCACAGCCAGCUCUUCACCCACCUGGGCCGCAUGGCCCUCGAGUUCAACCGACUGGCCUCUAAGGUGCACAAGAAUGAGCAGCGCACCUCUAUCCUGCAGACCCUGUGUGAGCAGCUUCGCAAAGAGAAUGAGGCCCUGAAGGCCAAGCUGGACAAGAGCCUGGAACAGCGGGACCAGGCUGCUGAGAGGCUGCGGGAAGAAAAUUUGGAGCUCAAGAAGUUGUUGCUGAGCAGCAAUAACAAAGAGGGUGCCUGUAGGCAUGCAGGCUCACCAAAGACGGAGGGUACCAGCAGGAAGGAAGCCACCGCACAGCAGCAGGCUAGCGUGAUGGCAGGUAAGGUCCCAGAGGUGGGGGCCUUGAGUGCAGCCGAGAAGAAGGUGAAGAUGCUGGAGCAGCAGCGCAUGGAGCUCCUGGAAGUGAACAAACAAUGGGACCAGCAUUUUCGGUCCAUGAAGCAGCAAUAUGAGCAAAAGAUCACUGAGCUGCGCCAGAAGCUGGCCGACCUGCAGAAGCAAGUGACUGACCUGGAGGCAGAACGAGAGCAGAAGCAGCGUGACUUUGACCGCAAGCUUCUCUUGGCCAAGUCCAAGAUUGAAAUGGAGGAGACUGACAAGGAACACCUAACAGCAGAGGCCAAGGAGCUGCACCAGAAGAUCAAGUACCUGCAGGAUCAGCUGAGCCCACUCACCAGGCAGCGCGAGUACCAGGAGAAGGAGAUCCAGCGGCUCAACAAGGCCCUGGAGGAAGCACUGAGCAUCCAGUCCUCCCCAUCAUCACCACCUGCCUUUGGGAGCCCCGAAGGAGCUGGCGCCCUCCUAAGGAAACAGGAGCUGGUCACACAGAACGAGUUGCUGAAACAGCAGGUGAAAAUCUUUGAGGAAGACUUCCAGAGAGAACGCAGUGACCGAGAGCGCAUGAAUGAGGAAAAGGAGGAGCUGAGGAAGCAGGUGGAAAAACUGCAGGCUCAGGUCACCUUGUCCAAUGCCCAGCUAAAAGCAUUCAAAGAUGAGGAGAAAGUGAAAGAAGCCCUCAAACAGCAGAAAAGGAAGACGAAGGCCUCCGGAGAGCGCUACCAUGUGGAGCCCCACCCAGAACACCUCUGUGGGGCCUACCCCUACGCCUACCCACCCAUGCCAGCCAUGGGGCCACCCCAUGCCUUUGAGGACUGGACCCAGAUCCGCUACCCCCCAUCUCCCAUGGCCAUGGAGCACCCAUCCCCACACCCCAACUUGCGCCUCUUCCAUCUGAAUACACCUGGCGUCCACCCUGCCAGGGAUGCGGAAUCAGGGCUCCCAAGUGAUGGAUCCACCUACAGCCAGGCCUGUGGAACCAGAGUCUGCAAAACACGACUGUGAGGGGACUCAGUGAGACCAGAUUGUGUCAUUUGGCUCCACCUUCGUCUUGCAGAGCCAAUUGACCUCAAAUUACCAAAAACCUAGAGGCUACAUGCUCUGUGUGGCCAGAGCCUCAGCUGGAUGGAAGACUGAGAUGGGCAAACAGCUCACAUCUCCAGCCCUGAAUUGUGUACGAGACUGGGAGGCUCCACCCACUGGGUUUCCACUUGGGCUCCUCUCCUGGAUGGGAUCAGGAAGAACUCACUACCCCGCAUCCUGCAGCUGAGUCAAGAGAGGCUGGCUUUGACCUGCCAUCCUCUGAUAAAGCCACUGGUCAUCCAUUGUAAGCAUGGGGGGCAGCGAAGACUCCUCUGUUAAAACCUCCACAGAAGUGGUUCUGGACUCUCCAGGUGCCAUACCAGUUUGUGUGUGUGUUUAAUUUUUGCUUCAAGCUGUGUAGCAGGACCUGCCCCAUGCCCAUUGUUACUCUCCGGGAGGCGCUAAAACAAGAGUAGAAGAGAACCACAGAACGUUUCGAUGCCAGGACACUCUCCAUUGCUACCCAUAUUAGCCUUGCAACAGCCAUCACAGCCUGGAAUGAAGACCAAUCCAGGCACAUCUGCUGAGGAGCCCCAGCCUGAAACUGCCAGGCCCGGAAGUUUAGGCCCUAACCCCCCCACACCCCCACAGCUAAAGGUUUGUGGUUCCAGAGGCCUGGAUUGUGGGGUAGCUGUCUGUCCCUUGGCACUUGUUUGCACGAAUUUUGGACAUAAAUCGAAGUUAAAGAUGAACAUUUGUGACUGGUGUUCUUUCUUCUACAUAUGGGCUAUGUUCCCCUCUCAGCCAAUCAGAUGUUCUUUCUUCUGCAUCUGGGUUUAUGUUCCCCUCUCAGCCAAUCAGAACAGUUUUCCUGGCCCCUCCUAAGUACACCUUUCCCUCAUCUCUCCGAGAGUAUUACUAGCAUCUUGAGAGCAUCCAGGAGCAGCAGAAGGAGCCUGGGCUGUAGUGGUCAGUUUUCCUCCUCACUCAUCAGGAGAC